AUGGUUGGCGUCGCCUCAGCCCCUAGUCAGUCCCUUGUGGGACAGGCCAAUGCGAACAAAGCAAGUGGUCUCAUUGGCAUGAUCCGAAACCCAUACGUGUUCAUGACCUGCUCCUUUGCCUCGCUUGGUUGCAUGAUGUAUGGCUAUGAUCAGGGUGUCAUGGGGUCCAUCCUCGUCAUGGAGAAUUUCCAAGCCCAUUUUCCGGAUCUGACUGGCUCGACCAUCCAGGGCUGGUUAGUUGCUUCCUUGGAACUCGGCGCUUGGUUGGGGAGUCUUUUGAAUGGCUACUUGUGUGAUAAGAUCUCGCGCAAGUACUCGAUGCUUGUCGCUGUCAUUGUUUUCACUCUAGGUACUGGACUACAGACUGGUGCUCAAAAUUCUGGCUUCCUCUUCGCUGGCAGAGUCAUCGGUGGUAUCGGCAUUGGAAUGUUCUCCAUGGUCAUUCCUUUGUAUCAAGCAGAGAUUGCCCCACCAGAGCUCCGUGGUUCUUUGGUCUCUCUACAACAGCUUUCCAUCACUAUCGGCACUGCUAUCGCAUUCUGGACUGAUUAUGGAAUGCAUUUCGCUGGCGGUACCCACUGCAACCCUGCUGGGGUGCCUCACAAUGUCGCUUACCCUAGUGAUGGAGAGUUCGACUUCAAUGCUGCUCAUGGCCAUACCUGUACUGGCGAGAAGGCUAUCUCGUGGCGGGUGCCUCUCGCUAUACAGCUUGUUCCUGCCUGGGUUCUCUUCUUUGGCAUGUUCUUCUUGCCAUUCUCACCUCGCUGGCUUGUCAUGAAGGAUCGUGACGAGGAGGCAGUGGCUGCGCUCUGUAGACUUCGUCGUCUACCGGCUGAGGAUCCCCUUCUCAACGCCGAAUAUCUCGAAAUCAAGGCGGCCGUUCUUUUCGAUCGCGAGACCGAGCAGGAGCAAAUUGGUCAAGGCGGAGUCCUUGCACCGUGGAAGGUGCUUUUCACUCCCAACAUUUUCAAGCGUCUCGCUAUUGGUUGCUGGAUUAUGAUUUUCCAACAGUUCACUGGAAUCAAUGCCGUUCUUUACUAUGCACCCCAAAUUUUCGGCUCGUUCGGCCUCACGUCGACGACUGUCACCCUCCUUGCCACCGGUGUGACUGGUAUCCUACAGAUCCUCUUUACACUCCCAGCUGUAUUCUUCCUCGACAAGUUUGGUCGCAAGACUUUCCUUAUCGUCGGUGCCAUCGGCAUGUUCAUCUGUCACAUCGUCGUCGCAGGCAUCGAUGGCUCCUAUGAGACCGACUGGGCCCAGCACAAAGCUGCCGGUUGGGUCUCUGUCGUCUUUGUUUGGCUCUUCGCUUGCAAUUUUGCCUACUCAUGGGGUCCCGUAGCCUGGGUCUUGACCCAAGAACUCUUCCCUUCCUCAGUCCGUUCCCGCGGUGUCUCCAUCGUCGCCUCGACAAACUGGAUCUUCAAUUUUGUCAUCGGCCUUUCCACUCGCGAUAUGCUUGAUAGCAUGAAGUACGGCACUUACAUCUUCUUUGCCAUUUUCUCCAUUGGUGGUGGCAUUUUCGUGUGGACUCUUGUUCCUGAGACUAAGAACAAGACGCUUGAAGAACUGGAUUUGUACUUUGGAGGUUCAAAGGAUAGUCUCGCUGCUGCGGAUCGAGAGCGUAUGCAGAGGAUUGAGGCGCAGUUGGGCAUUUCCGGGGCUGAGACGGUGGACGAUCUGAAGCCUGUUACUGUUUACACUGAGAAAACUCGUGUGGCUGAGUAG
Aureobasidium melanogenum CBS 110374 is the source of this 1728-nucleotide messenger RNA. RefSeq names its product sugar transporter. Gene Ontology annotation, molecular function: carbohydrate:proton symporter activity. Gene Ontology annotation, biological process: carbohydrate transport; transmembrane transport. Lineage: Eukaryota; Fungi; Ascomycota; Dothideomycetes; Dothideales; Saccotheciaceae. The record is from RefSeq and is a predicted model, not a curated record. The transcript has 2 exons. Bases 1 to 1728 code for a protein of 575 amino acids. Gene Ontology annotation, cellular component: membrane.